UUAAUGACUAUGUUCUUUCAACGCUCCCAGGUGAAGAAAGAGAAUAUUUAAGUUGCGAUUCUGUAGACAAGUCGGAUGUAGUUGAAGCAGAAGCAUUUGAAGCGUUGACACCAGAGUUUCUCAAUUCCUUAAGAACAUCAGGUCUCCCAAAUUACAACAUACGACUUAAGGUUGGGACUCCAGUAAUGUUGCUAAGAAAUAUAGACCAAUCAGAAGGACUAUGCAAUGGAACUAGAUUGAUUGUCACAAGACUGGGUAAUCAUGUCAUUGGAGCAAGAAUCAUGUCUGAAGGCAAUGGUGGAGAUGAGAUUUACAUACCUCGAAUGUGUAUGUCUCCUUCUCAAUCACCAUGGCCUUUUAAACUUAUCAGAAGACAAUUUCCUAUAAUGGUCUCAUAUGCGAUGACAAUCAAUAAAUCUCAAGGACAGUCACUGGAAAGAGUUGGAUUAUACUUGCCUAGACCUGUUUUUAGUCAUGGACAAUUGUAUGUGGCAUUGUCAAGAGUUCAGAGCAAACAUGGAUUGAAGAUUUUAAUACAUGAUAAGGAUGGUAAAUCAUUAGAC
Molecule: messenger RNA, 563 nt
Organism: Cuscuta epithymum
Lineage: Eukaryota; Viridiplantae; Streptophyta; Magnoliopsida; Solanales; Convolvulaceae
Source: the annotation of a GenBank genome assembly